Messenger RNA from Clunio marinus, 702 nucleotides. The record is from the annotation of a GenBank genome assembly. NCBI's taxonomy places the organism in Eukaryota, Metazoa, Arthropoda, Insecta, Diptera, Chironomidae.
AUGGCCGUGAACGCCGAAGAACUUCCUGAUUUUCUUCUCGUUUGCAAGAAAAGUGAUCCGAACAUAGUAGGAUGCGUUGAAAAUUCAGUUAAUAACUUAAAACCACAUUUGAAGGUGGGAUUUCCACAAUAUGACAUCCCAUCACUCGAGCCAAUUGAUCUCGGCAAUUUAAUUGUCGCUGGAAGUAAGACAGGUCAAGGAGUUUUCAUCACAGCAAAUGACAUCAAAGCUUACGGUGCUUCCAAUUGGAAUCUCAAAAACUUUAACAUCGGCGAGUACGCGUCGAAAUAUAAUUUUCAAAUAGAACUGCCGCAUUUGUAUGUAACUGGAAGAUAUAAUGUUGAUGGGAAAAUUCUUGUUAUACCGAUCAAGGGAAGUGGAAAAUUCACUGGAAACUUCACUGGUGGUGCAGGCGAUGUCCGAGUCAAAGGAAUUCAUAAACAAAUCAACGGCGAAACUCAUUUCAUUGUCAGUAAAUUAGACAUUAAAAUUACUGUUUCAAAAGGAAAAGUUACACUUGAAGAUCUUUUUGGAGGCGAUAAAACACUUGGCGAUAUUAUCAACCGAACAAUCAAUCAAAACUUUGAAGUUCUCAGUCAGGAUCUGAUUCCACUCAUUGAAAAAUCUUUGGCGAGAAUAUUUAAACGAACUGCUAAUAAAAUUCUUGAACGUUUCACAAUGGCACAAUUAUUUCCAUUAUGA